UUACGUCAUUUUCACAGAUGAGUUUUAUCGAAUUAUUGAAGUUUGUAUAAAUUAUUUAAACUGUACUUUGACUUUGAGGUGAAAGUUUUGCGUAGAAGUUUAAUAACAUCUCUUUGUAAAACUGUUAUAGCGAUAUUGUUCUACUUGCCAUUGCUCAUUAUUCGAUCAAUGUCGGAAUCAUACGUUUGUUUUUCAGAUUUCCUCUUCAAGUUCUUAGUAAUUGGAAGUGCAGGUACUGGGAAGUCCUGCUUGCUUCAUCAGUUCAUUGAAAAUAAAUUUAAAGCUGAAUCAAGUCACACAAUUGGUGUUGAGUUUGGGUCUAAGGUGGUGAAUGUUGGAGGUCGAUCAGUAAAGCUACAGAUAUGGGAUACUGCUGGCCAGGAGCGUUUCAGAUCUGUGACUAGAAGCUAUUACAGAGGUGCUGCUGGUGCCUUGCUGGUAUAUGACAUCACCAGCCGAGAAACCUACAAUGCCUUGACCAAUUGGUUGACAGAUGCCAGAACUCUAGCCAGUCCUAACAUCAUAAUUCUUCUAGUAGGUAACAAAAAAGAUCUGGAAGAUGAUAGAGAGGUUACUUUCCUUGAAGCCAGUCGGUUUGCACAGGAAAAUGAACUCAUGUUCCUGGAGACCAGUGCAUUGUCUGGUGAAAAUGUAGAAGAAGCAUUCCUGAAGUGUGCUAAAUCAAUCUUGGCAAAAAUUGAAACAGGAGAACUUGAUCCAGAGAGAAUUGGUUCAGGUAUUCAGUAUGGAGAUGCAUCUUUUCGAAGAUUGAAUCGUCAGCAACAACAACAGCGACGCCCUGAAUGUUCAUGCUAGAUCAAUUUCAGUAUAGUGAAAAUUUGAGUAUCUAUCACUGCAUUACUAGACAUUUAUUGAACAACAUCACAUACAGGGUUUCUUUUCAUCUUUUUUUUUUCUUUCUUUUAAUUGACAGACUUCAGAAGUUUCUCCUGGUGGUUUUGUUUUAAAUAUCAUAGAACAAUACUGAUUAUUUUUCAUGCUUUAAACUUCUUAUUGAGAUUGACUAUAACUACAGACAUAUAUAUUUUGUGUUACAAGUCACUGACCACACUAGAAUUGGAAACCCAUGCCAUAUGCAUAUUAAGCUGAGAUUUUAUGCUUUUAGAUAAUGUGAUAUUUUGGGCAACUUAAUGUUAGUUAUGUUGAAAAAAAGUGAUUGAUAGGUACUAAUAUUUGAUGAGAAUUUUGAAACCAUUAAUGAAUGAAAAUUCUUAUAAUUCUAGUAAAAUACAACUUCUUUUAUAUUUAUUGCAGAUUUAGAGUUAGCAUUGAAAGAUAUUAUUCCAAAAUUUAUUAUCUCAGUUCUAACAUACAAUUGAUUUCCUAGUAGUGUAAUUAUUUUAGUUAUAAACUUUAUCUGGUACAUGAAUAAAGCGUUUAUUUUCAGAUACAAAUAAGAACCCUUUCUUUUAUCUUUCCACCUUCUUAUGGAUAUUUUUUGUUUUACUUAAGAAUUUGUCAUGGCGAAAGACACAAAGUGAUAUUAGAAUUUCAAUAUUCUAAAGAAACUUUGUAUUAAAAGUUUAUCAGGAAAUAUGCAUUUGCCCUUAAAUUACACUGUAUGGUGAUGUUCUUUGCAUUCAUUGGAUAUAAUCAUUUCAUGGAAGGGAAUCUGAAGUAUGAAUUUCUUUGUUAUCUUAAGUACCUUAUCUUGUUUGUUAAACAUAGAAAAUGUUUUUUCAUAUAGUCAUACUCAGGGUAAAAAAAUGGCCAAGAAAGGGUUUGGUUUGUGUCCAUUCAAACAUUCAUUGUUAUAGUUUAUUUUUCUUUCAUUUUUGUGGAGAAACAGUUAGGCUAUCAUCUACGAGAAACUCUCUCUCCCCAAGUUAGCUGCAUAAAAAAAAAAUUAAUGUACUAUCUUUAUGCGUAUGUUGAAUCAUUUAAAAAAAAAACUAUUUUGGAGUUUGUAGUUAUGACAAAGAUAUACAUUACUGCUUAAUCUCAUAUUUCUGUUAAUAUUUAACUGUAUAUGU
Messenger RNA from Limulus polyphemus (Atlantic horseshoe crab), 1994 nucleotides. RefSeq names its product ras-related protein Rab-4B (gene Rab4). The transcript is spliced from 7 exons. The record is from RefSeq and is a predicted model, not a curated record. Gene Ontology annotation, biological process: Rab protein signal transduction; regulation of endocytosis. Lineage: Eukaryota; Metazoa; Arthropoda; Merostomata; Xiphosura; Limulidae. The coding region runs from base 169 to 816 and encodes 215 amino acids. Gene Ontology annotation, cellular component: endosome. Gene Ontology annotation, molecular function: GTP binding; GTPase activity.